This is a messenger RNA of Thecamonas trahens ATCC 50062, 938 nucleotides long. RefSeq lists its product as uncharacterized. The annotation marks the transcript as partial. Gene Ontology annotation, molecular function: protein binding. The transcript has a single exon. The record is from RefSeq and is a predicted model, not a curated record. NCBI's taxonomy places the organism in Eukaryota, Apusomonadida, Apusomonadidae. Gene Ontology annotation, biological process: cytoplasmic translation.
AAAUGGACUUUGCAGAGGAGCAGGCGUCUGAGCUGGAGGUGCUUGAGUCUAUCUACCCGUCGUCUGAUGAGUUCAAGGUCCUUUGCCAUGAGCCCUUUGCCUCCUUUGAGGUCCUGGUCACAGCGACGGGCGACGGCGAGGAGAGCGAGGAGAGUGAUGAUGAUGACGAUGCUGGGGAUGCUGGGGAUGCUGGUGCUGCUGCUGCUGCUGGCGAUAACGGUGAUGGUGAUGAUAAUGAUGAGGAUGAUACGGCAGAGAUGCCACUGGCUCAUCGUCUCCGUCCCCAGGUCUUCCUCGUUGUCACCUAUGUUGCCGAGUACCCAGAGGUCGCUCCGAGCUGGACCCUCCGCCGCAAGCGUGGUCUCAACGCGGAUGGUCUUGCCAGGGUCGAAGAGGCUGUGGCUGAGUCUGUGGAGGACUCUAUCGGCGACAUCAUGGUCUUUUCUAUGGUCCAGGCUGCUCGUGAUGCGCUGGACGAGCUUGCAGAAGACGCGGAGGAGGAGCUCGCCGAGAUCAAAGCUGCCGAGGCUGCUGCCUUUGCGGCUGCAGAGGAGGCGCGCAAGGGUACCGCCGUCACCCGCGAGCUCUUUGCUCAGUGGGCGCCGGACUUUAACGACGUUAUCCGUGCCCAGCGCCGCGAGCGCGCCGAGGCCAUGUUUGCUAAGCGGUCGUCAUCGGCGUCGUCGGCCGCCAAGGCCCGCAAGGCCAUGCAGAAGCGGGCCGGCCGACUCUCCGGUCGGGCCAUCUUUGAGUCUGGCCUCGUCCGUGACGACUCGGAGGCUCCGUCCGAGGCUGGCUCGUCGGCACCUCCCUCGGGCGCUGCCACUCCGGCUUCCAACACCGCUGCCGAUGCUGCUGCUGAUGCCAACACCGUCAACGCGGCCCUCUUUGCCGGCCUCGAGCUCUCGUCCGACUCGGACUCGGACUCGGACGAGUAA